CCCGUGGCCGCGUAUAAAUGGGCGGUAUAAGCGGAGAGGAAGAGCGCAGGCACACUCAGCUCAACGAGCUCACUGUCAGAGAUCAGAGCGCACGCUGCUGAGGAGGAACAGGAGGAGGAGGAGUACGAGAAGAGGACCACGAGGAGGAGGAGAAGCAUGUCUGGAUAAUGUGACAGAAGUGCAGAGCAGUGCAGUCAUUCUUGAACACAUGGUGCUCCUGCUUUGGGAGGGAAACCCACAAGCGCGCGCUGCUUAAUGAGCAUUAAUCUGCCUCCCCCGGACCCCUUUUGAAUGCAAAUGGGAGAAGGCAGCGGCUGCGGCUGGGACAGUGGAGGGAGAGCGCGCGUAUUAAACUGAUGCGCGUCCCGGGACACUCGGCCACGGAGAGCAGCGACAGAGACAGCGACAGCAGCAGGAGCAGCGCGAGCAGCAGCGGGAGGAGGAAGGAGGAGAAGGGGAGCAGGAGGAGGAGAAAGAGGAGGUGGAGGAGGAGAGAAGGACCCGGCUGGUGUCCGGUGGCCAUGGCGAGCUCUUUGCCUCUGGAGACGACGGCCACGUCCUGCGCGCGCCUGGACGGCGGCAGCAGCGGCGUCGGCGGUGGCGUCGCGAGUCCCAAACCGCUGGCCUUCUCCAUCGACAGGAUCAUGUCUAUCAAACCGUCGGGACCUAGAGGAGGAAGUGGCAGCGGAGGGUGCGGUGGCGCCCAGGGCCCGCGCGCGCUCCCGGCGCAGCCGCCCUUUACCUACGACCUCCACCAGGCCGCCGCUCUCAUGAACUACGCCGAACUGUGGAGGGCCGGAUUCAGAGGGGCGGCGCUCUGCGCCUCGGCGGCCGCGUGUCGCGCCGCGUUCUGCGGCGUUUGCGGCGGAGGAAGUGGCGCAGAUGCGGCGCCGCGGAACCGCGUGAUCAAGCCGCAGGUGAUUCACCGGGCCGUGGCCGCCGCCGCUGCCGCCGCGCCGCUCUACUACUUCGGCUGCUUGGACUCCGCGUGCCACCCGAGCGAGCUGCUGAACGGACGCUUGUUUUCUUCCUCUGCGGCGGCGGCGGCGGCGGCGGUAGGGCCGCACGGGCGCGCGCACUCUCACGCGGCCCCAGGAGCGCAGCACACGCUGCUGCUGCUCGAGGGCGCCAAGCUCGACAGGCUGCCCACACCGCAGCACCCGCACAAGGAGAGGCUGCCCGGGCAGCUCGACCACGUGGUGAAGGAGAACCACAGCGCAGCGACCGCGGCGGCGGACAGGAGCGGAGCGGUGAAGGCGCACGCGAACGGCAAAGCCAACAGCUGCGCCGCGGACGGAAAGCCGAAGAGCUUCACGUGCGAAGUGUGCGGGAAGGUGUUUAACGCGCACUAUAACCUGACCCGCCACAUGCCGGUGCACACAGGGGCCAGACCGUUCGUGUGUAAAGUGUGUGGGAAAGGCUUCCGCCAGGCGAGCACACUGUGCAGACACAAAAUCAUCCACACGCAAGAAAAGCCUCAUAAAUGUAACCAGUGCGGGAAAGCGUUCAACAGGAGCUCCACGCUCAACACACACGUGCGGAUACACGCCGGAUACAAGCCGUUCGUCUGUGAAUUCUGCGGGAAAGGGUUUCACCAAAAAGGGAACUACAAGAACCACAAGCUGACGCACAGCGGCGAGAAGCAGUUCAAAUGCUCGAUCUGCAGCAAAGCCUUCCACCAGAUCUACAACCUCACCUUCCACAUGCACACGCACAACGACAAGAAGCCCUUUACCUGCGCCACCUGCGGCAAAGGCUUCUGCCGCAACUUCGACCUCAAGAAGCAUGUGCGCAAGCUGCACGAGAGCGGAGCCUGCGCGGCACCGGUGGCCCACGAGCCCUCCGGGGCAGCCCGGACCUGAGCGAGUGACGCAACUUCAGGUUUCAGCUGUAAAGGACUAAAAACAGUCUCUCUGAUCGAAACGACCGGAGCUGGACUGACUCACUGCUCAGUGACACUGUACAUAAAUCUGAAUAAAAUAUUAUUUAAAAAGGUUUUUAAUUGGAAAGCAUCUAUUUUUUAUACAUGUAGCCUGUAAUGAGGUCUCGUGAAAUGUUUUAGCAUAUCGCUCCUGACCUUUGUGAUGUGAUUCCUACAGGAACGAUUAUAAAAAAAACGAAGUUGUUGAAAAUAAACGAACUAUGAACCCAA
Messenger RNA from Pygocentrus nattereri (red-bellied piranha), 2152 nucleotides. RefSeq names its product FEZ family zinc finger 2 (gene fezf2). The record is from RefSeq and is a predicted model, not a curated record. Lineage: Eukaryota; Metazoa; Chordata; Actinopteri; Characiformes; Serrasalmidae. Gene Ontology annotation, cellular component: nucleus. Bases 357 to 1862 code for a protein of 501 amino acids. The transcript has 5 exons.